AUGCAGGAGGCUUCAGAUGGCAGAAGCUUCCUGGAGAAGUGGAUCUACUUGAACAAAGGAGACGUCCUGACGCGCUUCCCUCCCGAACCGAACGGCUAUUUGCACAUCGGCCACGCGAAGUCCAUCACCAUCAACUUUGGCCUGGCACAGAAAUACGGCGGGGGCUGCAACCUGCGAUUUGACGACACAAACCCUGACACGGAAGAGACGGAGUAUGUGGAGUCGAUUCAAGAAGAUGUUUGCUGGGUGUGUCAGGGCCUUGAUAUGGACAAGUGCAGGGACGGCGGAAAGCCUUGGGUCGGGACGCCCGUGUAUGCCAGUGAUUAUUUCCAGAAGAUGUAUGACUUUGCCAUCGACUUGAUCAAGCAUGGCAAAGCCUACGUGGAUUCGCAGACCCCUGAAGAGGUGCAGAAGAAUCGCGGUGGGGGCCCGAACAAUCUUCCAGGCGUUGACUCACCUUUUCGCGAUCGCAGUGUCGCAGAGAAUCUGCGGCUUUUCGAAGAGAUGCAGGCAGGAAAGCACGCGGAGGGCUCGCUCCUCCUCCGGGCCAAGAUCGACAUGAACCACCCGAACAUGAACAUGCGGGACCCGCCUAUGUACCGGAUCCGAUUCAGCCAUCACCAUAGAACCGGCGAUCGCUGGAAGGUCUAUCCCAUCUACGACUUCGCUCAUGGGAAUGAGGAUGCGAUAGAAGGCGUCACACACUCCAUCUGUACCCUGGAAUUUGAGAAUCAUCGCGCUCUGUACGACUGGUUUCUUGAUAACACAUCCAUCGUCCCAAGCAGACCUUACCAGAAGGAGUUUGCCAGACUGGAAGUGCAGGGUGCCUUCACCUCCAAGCGCAAGCUCUUACGACUCGUCAGAGAUGGGUACGUGACAGGAUGGGAUGAUCCCAGGCUGCUGACCGUUCGCGGGAUACGCAGACGUGGGGUUCGCCCUCAGGGAGUGAAGCGCAUGUGCGAUGCUGUAGGUGUCAGCGACAGAAACAGCGUCACACCCUGGGACCUAGUCGAGGAGUGCUGGCGAGAAGAUAUGGAGCCCAUCAGCAAGCGAAGACUGGCGGUGCUGGACCCGCUGGCAGUGGAGAUCAUGGACUACGACAAGCAGGAGCUGAUUGAGGGCGUCACCGACUUGCCCGACCAGUCGGCGGCAGACGCCAGUUGCACCCGCGCGCUGAGCUUCUCCAAGCACGUCUUCAUCGACCGCUCCGACUACCAGGAGAAUCCGCCUGAAGGAUAUUUCCGACUGGGCAAGAUCGGCAGCGAAGUGAAGCUGAGAUACUCCUAUGUGAUCAAGCUAGAGGAGGUCGAAAAGGAUGCUGCGGGAAAGGUGGUCAAGCUCAAGUGCAGUCACGAUCCUUCCACGCGUGACAUCAUGCCGGAGCGAAAGCCGAAGGUCAUCCAUUGGGUCAAUGCUGGGGAUUGCUUGGAUGCCGAGGUGCGUCUGAUCAACCCCUUGUUCUUGCCCAUCCCGGACCCUUUGCCUGAGGGCAAAGACUGGGUGGAGUACAUGAACCCCGAAGCUUGGGUCCAAUGUUCUGCCAAAGUGGAGAAAUCCCUGGGCCAAUGCGUUUUAGAAGAUCGCUUCCAGUUUGAGCGAUGUGGCUACUUUGCCCCUGACUACGAUUGUUUCGGCACGCCGCCCAAGCUGACCUUCAACCGGGUGGUGCCCUUAAAAGAGUCCGCCGACAAGAAGAAGCUGGAGGGGCGGGGUACUGCCAGCAGAAAGGAUGCUCAGGCUGCCGCUGCGGCUGAAAAGGAGCGCUUGCAAAAGCUUCCGCCCGAGGAGUUUUUUAAGCAAGAGCGAGGUGCAGAGUUUUCGGCGUACGACGAGACAGGCCUGCCCACACACGACAAGGAUGGCAACGCUCUUCCGAAGAGCGCCGUCAAGAAGCUGGCCAAGGAGAAGUCUUAG
Molecule: messenger RNA, 1914 nt
Organism: Symbiodinium natans
Lineage: Eukaryota; Dinophyceae; Suessiales; Symbiodiniaceae
Source: the annotation of a GenBank genome assembly